AUGGAUAACAGGAAUCUACCUGGUGGUGAUUUGAAUGACAUGUUCAUCUUUAAUGAGAUAAUUGGACACCUCGGCCUUUUGGAGUUGCCCAUCAAAGCCAGGUCCUACACUUGGUCCAAUAUGCAGGAUGAUCCACUCCUUGAGCAGCUUGACUGGUUCUUCACUUCUGUUGAUUGGAUCUCUGAUUAUCCCAUGACUGAGGUGCUACCCCUUGCCAGAACUGCUUCUGACCAUGUGCCUUGUAUGGUUACAAUUAAAACUUCUAUUCCCAAGUCUAAUAUCUUUAGGUUUGAGAAUUAUUGGUUGGAGUUGGAGGGUUUUAUGGACUGUGUUGAUUCCUCAUGGCAGAAACAAUCCAGAAAGGGCCAUAUUACUGCCAGGAUAGCUGACAAAUUUAAGUCCUUGAGAAUGUGUCUCAAAAGGUGGCAGAAGAGCAUUUCUAAACUGAAAACUCUAAUUUGUAAAUGCAAUAGUGUUAUCCUGCUCUUGGAUGAGCUUGAGGAAUAUAGAACACUCUACAGACAGGAAUCAAAUUUCAGGAUUGUGGUUAAAUACCAUGUUGAGAAAUUGCUCCACCUUCAAUAUCUCUAUUGGAGGAAAAGAUGUACUAUCAGAUACAUCAAAGUGGGUGGUGAGAACACCAAGUUCUUUCAUGCUAUGGCCACGGAGAGAUACCGAAGAAAUUCUAUUGCUAGCUUAAAACUGCCUGAUGGUACGGUGGUGACUGAUCAUUCCCAAAUGGAGGGUAUUAUCUGGGAUUGUUUUAAGAACAGAAUGGGUUCUUCCAGGGGAAUUAACAUGGGCUUUGAUCUUUCUUCCCUUAUUGAACCAGUUGUGGGAUUGGAUGUUCUCACUAAGCCUUUUGAGAAGGAGGAAAUGGACUUGAUUGUCAAGCACAUGCCAGUUGAUAAAGCUCCAGGUCCAGAUGGUUUUAAUGGUCUUUUCUUCAAAAGGAAGUUCAGGUGCAAAAAGGGUGUCAGACAGGGUGAUCCAGUCUCUCCUCUCCUUUUUGUCCUAGCUGCUGAUCUCCUGCAGACUGUAAUUAAUGACAUGUUCAGAAGGGGCAUUCUUCAGUUACCUAUUCCUUGUCAUGAUCAGGACUACCCUGUGGUUCAGUAUGCUGAUGAUACUCUUAUUAUCUUGCCUGCUGACAAGGACCAUCUUCUAGCUCUCAAGGAUAUGCUCAGGAUCUUCUCUGAGUCCACUGGUCUGGAUGUGAACUAUCACAAAUCCUUCAUUAUUCCCAUCAAUGUGGACACUACUGUCAUGGAUGAAUUAGCUUCUGCAUUUGGCUGCCAGAUUGGGAAAAUGCCUUUUACCUACCUUGGGUUGCCAGUGGGAACUACAAGGCCUAAAAUGCUGGAUUUUAUGCCACUGGUUGAUUGCAUGGAGAGGAGAAUGACAGCUAGUUCAUCUUUUCUGAAUCAGGGGGAAAGGCUUCAGUUCCUUAACUCUGCUCUGUCAUCUAUGCCCAUUUUCUUCUUGUGCAGUUUGGCUGUCCCAGCUGGAAUUCUUAAACAAUUGGAAAGAAUCCAGAGACAAUGCCUCUGGAGGAGGAAUAGGGGUCAGCCUGCCCCCUCCCUAGCUGCGUGGGACCUUAUUUGCAGGCCAAAAAACAGGGGAGGUCUUGGCAUUCUCAACCUUGGUUCCCAGAACGUUGCACUUUUGAUCAAACAUGCCAAUAAUUUCCUUAAUAAAAAGGAUCUCCCUUGGGUUUCUUUAAUUUGGGAUACCUACUACCAUAAUAGGGUCCCCCAGGGAACUUCUGAUUGUGGCUCAUUCUGGUGGAAGGAUAUUUGCAAGGUCAUGCAUCAUUUUAGGGAGUGUGCUUGGGUUCAGAUUAAUGCAGGGAACACUGCCCUCAUGUGGUCAGAUAACUUGCAGUAUGAUGGUCAGGUGUCUAGCCUUCAGCUCAGAUUUCCCAGGCUCUAUUCCUAUGUUAAGGACCCCUGGAUUACUGUUAUGGAAUUCUUGGGCUCUCAGGACAUUUUCCAGCAUUUCCACCUUCCUUUGUCCAGCCAGGCUUUUGAUGAACUGACUAUUCUCCAGUCCAUGUUGGGUGGCCUUAUUAGAGCACCUGGGUCCAAGGAUAUCUGGUUUUGGAAGGGCACUGCCAAGGGAUACUCACCAAAGCUGUUUUACUCACAUACUUUUGUCUCAGCAUCUUUCAACCCUUUGACAGCUUGGAUCUGGAAGUCCUCUUGUACAAUGAAAAUCAAAGUUUUUGCUUGGAUGCUUAUUAUGGACAGGUUGAACACCAAGGACAUGGUGGAUAGGAGGCAUUGGCAUUUGGAGGAUGGAGUGAGCUGUGUCCUUUGCCCUUUGCAGACUAGGGAAACAAGGGAUCAUUUGUUCUUCAAUUGCAACUUUAGUGUCAGAAUUUGGAACUAUCUGCAAAUUGAUUGGUCUUCUGGUGACUCCAUGGCUCAUUUGGUUCUUAAUGCUAGCAGGAGUUUUAGGAAGCCCUUCUUCACUGAAGUGGUGUUCAUUGCUUGCUGGAAUAUCUGGAUCAUCAGGAAUGCUAAGGUCUUCAGGUUGAACACCAAGGACAUGGUGGAUAGGAGGCAUUGGCAUUUGGAGGAUGGAGUGAGCUGUGUCCUUUGCCCUUUGCAGACUAGGGAAACAAGGGAUCAUUUGUUCUUGAAUUGCAACUUUAGUGUCAGAAUUUGGAACUAUCUGCAAAUUGAUUGGUCUUCUGGUGACUCCAUGGCUCAUUUGGUUCUUAAUGCUAGCAGGAGUUUUAGGAAGCCCUUCUUCACUGAAGUGGUUUUCAUUGCUUGCUGGAAUAUCUGGAUCGUCAGGAAUGCUAAGGUCUUCAGGCAUGAGAGAGCUAGAUUUAAUAAAUGGAGAUCUGCUUUCAUUCAUGACAUCAGCUUAAUGCAGUAUAGAGUGAAAGCUGCCCACAAAGAUGAUCUUCUACGCUGGAUUUCAUUCCUACCACCUUGA
Messenger RNA from Aegilops tauschii subsp. strangulata, 2946 nucleotides. NCBI's taxonomy places the organism in Eukaryota, Viridiplantae, Streptophyta, Magnoliopsida, Poales, Poaceae. The record is from RefSeq and is a predicted model, not a curated record.